Molecule: messenger RNA, 241 nt
Organism: Acaulospora colombiana
Lineage: Eukaryota; Fungi; Glomeromycota; Glomeromycetes; Diversisporales; Acaulosporaceae
Source: the annotation of a GenBank genome assembly
UAUGAAGCCGGCAGCGGUCGGCGUCAACUUGUGGUACACCACUUGAACCCAACCUCUUACCUCAAAGCACCAACCAUGGCUUCUUGGAUCUGGGGAACAUCUCAGUUUGACGAGGAAGUUGAUAAAGCCACGUCUGAACUCCUUCCCACUGACCAAGAGGAUAUCGCACUAAAUCUGGAAAUAUGUGACCAAAUUAAAUCAAAACAAGUGCAGCCAAAGGAUGCCAUGCGCGCUCUCAAAC